This is a messenger RNA of Rana temporaria (common frog), 3702 nucleotides long. RefSeq names its product zinc finger protein 605-like. The record is from RefSeq and is a predicted model, not a curated record. The transcript is spliced from 2 exons. The coding region runs from base 714 to 3581 and encodes 955 amino acids. Lineage: Eukaryota; Metazoa; Chordata; Amphibia; Anura; Ranidae.
GUAUGUAGGUCAGUAUAAUGGUCAGUGUCAGGCAGGUGAGUUUAGUGGUCAGCAUUGAUAAGCACUGGUAAGCCACACAAUCCAGCCGAAAAAAAAAAAAAAAAGUCUGCGUCACAUACACACAUUUGAUUUGGGGGACUGGAACUCCGCUUUAAACCCGCACCUCUCUAUCAUUCUUUGAUAUGGUCAUUGGGAGCUCUGCUCCGUACUUCUCUUUCUCUAUGUCAUUUUUUGUACAAUGUAUGUCAGUUCGCUGUACUUGGCUGGGAAAACGUAAUAAACUCUUUGUGAGACAAAAAGAUCAAAUGAUUGCUUUUUUAUUAUAUGUCUCCCAUUGAUUCAAUUUUAACUGAAGGCCUGUGUGUGAUAGAAGAAUGAGCUACAAGGCAGAAGGGAAAGUAUUAAAACAUAACGCAGGGUACAGUUAAUAAAAUCACCACAAGAUGGGGAUAUCACUUACCAUGUGGCCCGCUCAGACAGGAAGUGAUGUAGAGUAAGAACAGGAAGUGAUGUCACACAAAGACAGGAAGUUAUAACGACAGGAAGACCUGGGUGAGAGAGUGAGGAGAACACGUAUCUGGAUUAUGCAGAGCAGAUGGACUCUUGGAAGUUAAAUACGUCAGAGAGUUAUCUUAUUGUAUCUCCAGAUUGGACUGCAGAAGACAGUGACGUUGCCCAAUAUUCUCCAAAAGUAAUACUUGAAUUAAAAAUGUAUGGAUCCUUCUAAUCCUGAGGAAUCCUCUGAUAAACCCCAUACUAUGACUUCAGAUGUUCAUCUAAGAUCAAUGGGUCCUUCUAAUCCUGAGGAACCAUCUCAUAUAUCCCAUUCUAUGACUUCAGAUGUCCAUCUAUCCCAUACUAUGACAUCAGAUGUUCAUCUAAGAUCAAUGGGUCCUUCUAAUCCUGAGGAACCUUCUCAUAUAUCCCAUUCUAUGACUUCAGAUGUCCAUCUAAGAUCAAUGGGUCCUUCUAAUCCUGAGCAACCUUCUCAUAAAUCCCAUACUAUGAAUUCAGAUGUCCAUCUAAGAUCAAUGGGUCCUUCUAAUCCUGAGGAACCUUCUGAUAAAUCCCACACUAUGACCUCAGAUGUCCAUCUAAGAUCAAUGGGUCCUUCUAAUCCUGAGGAACCUUCUCAUAUAUCCCAUUCUAUGACUUCAGAUGUCCAUCUAUCCCAUACUAUGACAUCAGAUGUCCAUCUAAGAUCAAUGGGUCCUUUGAAACUUGAGGAACCUUCUGAUCAAUCCCAUACUAUGACAUCAGAUGUCCAUCUAAGAUCAAUGGGUCCUUUGAAACUUGAGGAACCUUCUGAUCAACCCCAUACUAUGACAUCAGAUGUCCAUCUAAGAUCAAUGAAACCUUCUAAUCAUGUGGAAUCUUCUGAUAAAUCACAAACUAUGACUUCAUAUGUCCAUCUAAGAUCAAUUGAUCCUUCUAAUCCCGAGGAAUCUUCUGAUAAAUCCCAUACUAUGACAUCAGAUGUCCAUCUAAGAUCAAUGAAACCUUCUAAUUCUGAGGAAUCUUCUGAUGAAUCCCAUAAUAUGACCUUGGAUGUCCAUCUAAGAUCAAUGAAUCCUUCUAAUCCUGAGGAACCUUCUGAUAAUUCUCAUACUAUGACCUCAGAUGUCCAUCUAAGAUCAAUGGGUCCUUCUAAUCUCGAGGAAUCUUCUGAUAAAUCACAAAUUAUGACCUCAGAUGUCCAUCUAUCCCAUACUAUGACAUCGGAUGUCCAUCUAAGAUCAAUGAAACCUUCUAAUCCCGAGGAACCUUCUGAUAAAUCCUAUACUAUGACUUCAGAUGUCCAUCUAAGACCAAUGGAUCCUUCUAAUCCUGAGGAACCUUCUGAUAAAUCCCAUACUAUGACCUCAGAUGUCCAUCUAUCCCAUACUAUGACCUCAGAUGUCCAUCUAAGAUCAAUGAAACCUUCUAAUCCCGAGGAACCUUCUGAUAAAUCCCGUACUAUGACAUCAAAUGACCAUCUAUCCCCUACUAUGACAUCAGAUGUCCAUCUAUCCCAUACUAUGACCUCAGAUGUCCAUCUAUCCCACACUAUGACAUCGGAUGUCCAUCCAUCCCAUACUAUGACUUCAGAUAUCUGCCCAAGUUCUCACAAUGAACAUGUUUUUUCAUGUUCAGAGUGUGGAAAACAUUUCGCUAAGAAGGCUUACCUGGUUAAUCACCAGAGAAUUCACAUUAGCGAUCGUCCAUUCUCCUGUUCAGAGUGCGGGAGAAGUUUUGCUAAGAAAGUUUACCUCGAUAAUCACCAGAAAAUUCACACGGGUGAUUGUCCGUUUUCCUGUUCCGAGUGCGGGAAAAGUUUUGCUAGGAAGACUUACCUGGUUAGUCACCAGAAAAUUCACACUGGUGAUUUUCCCUUUUCCUGUUCGGAGUGUGGGAAGCGUUUUGCGAAGAAGAUUUACCUGGUUAAUCACCAGAGAACUCACUCUGGCGAUUGUCCGUAUUCCUGUUCAGAGUGUGGGAAAAGUUUUACACAGAAAGCCUUCCUUGUAACACACCAGAGGAGUCACACGGGCGAACGUCCUUUUUCUUGUUUAGAGUGCGGGAAAGGUUUUACACAGAAAAUCUCCCUUCUUACACACCAGAGAAGUCACACAGGUGAGCGCCCUUUUUCCUGUUUAGAGUGCGGGAAAUGUUUCGCACAGAAAAUCACCCUCCUUGUGCACCAGAGGGGUCACACAGGCGAGCGCCCUUUUUCCUGUUCAGAGUGCGGAAAAGGCUUCAUUGACAGAGGCAGCCUUGUUGUACACCAGAGAGUUCACACAGGCGAGCGCCCUUUUUCCUGUUCAGAGUGCGGGAAAGGCUUCAUUGACAGAGGAAACCUUGUUCUACACCAGAAAAUUCACACAGGGGAGCGGCCUCAUUCCUGUUCAGAGUGCGGGAAGGGUUUCAUUAAGAAAGGGGACCUUUUUAAACACCAGAGAAUUCAUACAGGCGAGCGUCCUCAUUCCUGUUCAGAGUGCGGGAAAGGUUUCAUUAAGAAAGGGGACCUUCUUAAACACCAGAGAAUUCAUACAGGCGAGCGUCCUUAUUUAUGUUCAGAGUGCGGACAAUCUUUCGAUAAAAAAGAAAAGCUUAUUGCACACCAGAGAACUCACACAGGGGAGCAGCCUUUUUCGUGUGCAGAGUGCGGGAAAUGUUUUACUAACAAAGUAAACCUUCUCGGGCACCAGAGAACUCACACGGGCGAGCGUCCCUAUUCAUGUUUAGAGUGCGGGAGAUGUUUCACUAGCAAAGCAUACAUCGUUAAGCAUCAGAAAACUCACACGGGCGAGCGUCCUCAUUCGUGUUCAGAGUGCGGGAAGUGUUUCACCCUGAAAGUAGACCUUGUUAGGCAUCAGAGAAUUCACACGGGCGAGCGUCCCUUUUCCUGUUCAGAGUGCGGAAGAAGUUUUACCGACAAAAGAAACUUUCUUAGACACCAGAGAAUUCACAAGGGCGAGCGUCCGUAUUCAUGCUCGGAGUGCGGGAAAACUUUCUUCGAGAAAUACUCGCUUUUUAAACACCUGAAAGUACACGCCGCAAAGCCCCCUCAGUGUCUUCAGAGUGCGGGAGAUGUUUUAUAGACGUGUGCAAUUCCUUUCUUUCCGACUGAGUUUUUUAACGAAUUCCGACAUACAGUGGAACCUCGAAUUACGAGGAUAAUCCGUUCCAGGUGAAUGCUCGUAAUCCAAAGCACUCGCAUAU